AAUAGUAUUAAUAAGACGGGUAUAAAACUUUGAGGAAAAUUUUUUUCCUAAAUAUAUAUAAAUAUUAUUAUAUAAUUUAAACAUUCAGAUUUUUAUAAGCUACUUUCUCAAAUAUAUUAUUAUGAACACAAAUAAUAAUUCAUCACCAAGAUUAAAGUCUAGUCCUUUACCUGUUUUGUUUAUCCCCUUUAAGAAAAAGGAGGAAAAUUGUUUUUAUUGUAAAAAUAAAUACUCCCAGACACUUGAAUUUGAACAAAAAUAUUGCAGAAAUUGUUUAUUUCAGUAUAUUAAAAACGUAACAUAUAAUACAUGUAAUGAUACAUACUUGGAUACGAAUAUAGCAGCAAAUAGGUGCGCUAAGUGUAUUGAACAUCAUACAAAGAACAUUCAAGAAUGGUGUCAAUAUUGUUCUGAGGUUUCAUAUUUUAGACAAAUAAUCCCAAAUACCCCGUCAUUCAAUGAUUACUAUUGUACUCAUAAUAAAAUAGUUUGUGAAUUAUGUGAUAAAGAAUGGUUAUUUAAACAUAAUCAAGAUAGUUAUCGGCUUUCUUCCGGUUGGGUAGAAUCAAUUUUAACUAAAAAACCUAUUUCAAUUUUAAAUUUACCAUGGUGGGAUAAUUCUAACAAAUGUGUAAUUUGUCAACUAGAACUAGAAUACAUACAACAAGAGUCAGAAUCUUAUUGUCAAAAAUGGUGUUACAAAUUGCUAUAUAGUUUAUAGUGGGUGUAGGUAUUGUUUAACGACUAAUAUUAUUUUCG
Molecule: messenger RNA, 759 nt
Organism: Rhizophagus irregularis DAOM 181602=DAOM 197198
Lineage: Eukaryota; Fungi; Glomeromycota; Glomeromycetes; Glomerales; Glomeraceae
Source: RefSeq, a predicted model, not a curated record